Babesia bigemina is the source of this 1443-nucleotide messenger RNA. Its product is annotated as 3'5'-cyclic nucleotide phosphodiesterase, putative. Gene Ontology annotation, molecular function: 3',5'-cyclic-nucleotide phosphodiesterase activity. The record is from RefSeq and is a predicted model, not a curated record. Gene Ontology annotation, biological process: signal transduction. The transcript has 2 exons. Bases 1 to 1443 code for a protein of 480 amino acids. NCBI's taxonomy places the organism in Eukaryota, Apicomplexa, Aconoidasida, Piroplasmida, Babesiidae.
AUGACGAAAGAUCUCAUGUGCUCGCUCCUCGCAAUCGAGCGAUUCCUCCUGGAUCACAGGGCCGACGAGUCCGUUACGAACGCAUUCAAGGAAGUGAAACGUGCGAUAUAUGAGCAAAAGAUCAAUAGAGGAGAAUUGGAAUCAGCAUGGAACCCCUCGCAAACGUCCAACAAAGCCUCGAAAUCCAAUGGCAAAAGUUUGGCCACCAACUUCUUUCACACAUUGUUCUGCAGCUGUGUGCAUCGUGACACAGCGUACGAGGAAGACACCUUGGCUCCGACGUACACUGAGAACGUAAUCAAAGAGGACGAUGCAAGCCAAGAACUUGUGCAGUCGCCGAGACCACGAAAAGGGUGGGUCAUCGGAGACAGCAGACGAAACGUCAAAAUCAAUUACGAUAGCCAAGAGGAGUACGAAAAGGUACUCUCCCAACUUGGAAAUAACUGGAAUGUGGAUAUUCUGGCCCUCUCAAAUUUUAAAACCGUUACGCAAAUGGGGCCUAUUGUAUGUGUUGGACACGCGCUCAUCAGUCCAGUAGGUGAUCGGAUACACCCCGAAUUCAAUAAGUUACUGUCACCCGUGCUCACGAUGAUACAAGACGUGUACCUACCGAAUCCCUACCACAAUGCACUACAUGGAGCAUGCGUUGCCCACAUGACGGCAGUUCUCACCAAGGCGCUGGGGUUGAAGGAAUGCCUGACACCCAUUGAGGAGUUCGCAUAUCUUAUUGCUGCUAUUGGACAUGAUGCGGGUCAUCCAGGAAAAACCAAUGCUUUCCUACGGUCGACAGAAAGCCCACUGGCGCUCAUCUACAAUGACGCGAGCAUCUUGGAAAACUACCACGCGUCGCUGGUCUGCCACAUCAUCAGGUCGCAAGAAACGUUUUUCGACCUUUUCUCGCAGACGGACUGGGAAUUGAUCAGGAAGAGGAUCAUUCAGCUGGUAUUGGCCACCGAUAUGAUGUCGCAUUUCACCCAUAUUAACAACGUCAGGGACAGGAGGGUCAGCGGUGCUUUUGAUUACAAGAACAACCCGGAGGACCUCUGGCUGCUUAUGGUACUAUGUGUCAAGACAGCCGAUAUCGGCCACAACUUCCUGCCCUGGUGUGAACAUCUGCCAUGGACUAAGUCUCUGUUUGACGAAUUCCACAUGCAAGGUGACGAAGAAAGAUUGUUAUCAAUUCCACUGCUGCUAUUCUUCGACAGGACGAGGUCGGCGGACAUCCCCGACUCACAACUGGGAUUCUUCCAAGGAUUCACCACACCUUUGAUCAACGAGCUAAUCUUUAUCGACAGUAACAGCUAUCUUACUCGUUUCCUGCAAAAGAAUUCGCAAGACAACUUGGAUCACUGGAAGAAAAACAGUAAGAGGGAAUUAGCUGACAUAUUGAGUGAUUUGGACAAAUCCACCGAGAUUCAUGAAAUAGCAGACGCAAGCAUAUAA